AUGGCGGCUUCACAGUGUCAGCUUGAAGUGGAUCCUCCACGCGCCACGGCGGAGCCGGUCCAGCAGCCCCCUCAGCCCAGCGGCGGGAAGCGCAAAGGCAAGGCUCAGUACGUGCAGGGCAAGCGCGCUCGGCGCGGUGACGCCGGGCCUUGGCAGCUGGAGUCCGGGCUGCAGGGCAUCCUCAUCACCUGCAAUAUGAACGAGCGCAAGUGCGUGGAGGAGCCCUACAGCCUGCUCAACGAAUGCGGCGACGACAUGUACGGGCCCGAAAAGUACAAAGAUCAGCCGCCCUCUGGAAGUGAGGGAGAAGACCAUGACAUGGAAGCUGCCUUGAAGAAAGAAGUUGGUGAUAUUAAGGCUUCUACAGAGAUGAGGCUAAGAAGAUUCCAGUCAGUGGAGAGUGGAGCAAAUAAUGUAGUCUUCAUCAGAACACUUGGGAUAGAACCUGAGAAAUUGGUGCAUCAUAUUCUCCAGGAUAUGUACAAAACCAAGAAAAAGAAGACUCGAGUUAUUUUACAAAUGUUACCCAUCUCAGGCACAUGCAAAGCUUUCUUAGAAGAUAUGAAAAAAUAUGCGGAAACAUUUUUGGAGCCCUGGUUUAAAGCUCCAAACAAAGGGACAUUUCAGAUUGUUUAUAAAUCUCGAAAUAACAGUCACAUGAAUAGAGAAGAAGUUAUCAAAGAACUGGCAGCAAUAGUGGGUAGCCUCAAUUCAGAAAAUAAAGUGGAUCUCACCAAUCCCCAGUACACGGUGGUAGUAGAAAUCAUCAAAGCUGUCUGUUGCCUGAGUAUGGUGAAAGAUUACAUGUUGUUCAGAAAAUAUAAUCUCCAGGAGGUUGUGAAGAGUGCUAAAGACCCACCACAGCCCCACCCAAAGCUAGGAAAUGGGAAAGAAGCAAAAUUGGAACCUGAAGCCAAAUUAAAUCAAAAUGACCCCUCAGAAGGAAAAAACAACCAGCAGGUGGUACCAGAGAAUAAUGAGGAGCUGGAGCAGACAAAACCCAAGUCUGAGUCACAGGUGGUGAAUGAGGAAGGAGCUAAACCUGAACUUGCAGAUCAAGUCACAGAAGGAUCCAAGUCAAAUGAAAAUGACCACUCAUAGGAGGUCAUUUUAUGUUGGAGGUGGGUUUCCCAGUGGGGUUCUGUGAGAUGGUAGUAGGGUUCCAUGUAAAAUUAUAAUAUUUUGACCUUGUGCUGCCUAAUGCUGGUCUCACAACCCUGUUAGUGAUU
Sciurus carolinensis (gray squirrel) is the source of this 1229-nucleotide messenger RNA. Its product is annotated as THUMP domain-containing protein 1-like. Gene Ontology annotation, molecular function: RNA binding. The record is from RefSeq and is a predicted model, not a curated record. NCBI's taxonomy places the organism in Eukaryota, Metazoa, Chordata, Mammalia, Rodentia, Sciuridae. Gene Ontology annotation, biological process: tRNA modification.